Molecule: messenger RNA, 1272 nt
Organism: Mustela erminea (ermine)
Lineage: Eukaryota; Metazoa; Chordata; Mammalia; Carnivora; Mustelidae
Product: potassium/sodium hyperpolarization-activated cyclic nucleotide-gated channel 4-like
Exons: 4
Coding region: 1-1089 (362 amino acids)
Source: RefSeq, a predicted model, not a curated record
AUGAGGUGCUGUGCCCCAGCCUGGGGUCUCCUCAGCGUCUCAGGCAGGAACAUCUGGGACCUGGCAGAGCUGGCCCCACCAGCACAGAAAGACGCAGGUCCCACCCCCGCCCCGGACCCCAGCACCCGCCACACCCCCUCCAGUAAAACCAACCGGGCAGAACCCAACAGGCCCAGCGGUGACACCCUGGACAAUGCCUCCCAGGGAUGGGGGCCGGGAGAUGGGGGGCAGGAGACUGUCCCUGACCUGGCAAUCGGGGCUGGAGAGGGUCGCGGGGGACCUGCCCUCCCCACCCGGCGCUGCCGCUCCCCGCGGGGCUCCGGAACACAGUGCCCGAUUCCGGGGAGAACGUGCGAUAAGAACCCAGAGUGCAGCCCCCCGAGCGCGCUGAGGGACCAUUUCCUUCCGCCGGAGGGUGGGGGGCAGCGCUCCCUCGAGACCCCCGAUCGCCCUCGCGCAGUGUGGGGGGGGGGGCCUGAGGUCUCCGAGGGGGGUCGCCGAGGAAACCCCCCCAACUCCGACCCGCUACGGCGGCCUCGUCGGUCCCGAACCCCCACCCCCGUCCCUGCCGAACUUUGGAGACCCCCUCGCCGGCUUCCCGGGCGCACUGCGCCCACCCAGGGCCGGAACCCGCGGCUUAAGAGGCCGGCCUCCCCCCCCACCCCCCCGCCUCACCGCGCAGGGCCCGCUCGGGGGGCGCAUGCCCUGCGCCUGGCGUCCAGCCCUGCCCCGGCCGCGCCUGGCCUCCGGCCCCGGGCCGCGAGCUGUGCGCUGCUGGCUCCCGGCCGCCGCCGGGUUUGUGCCGCGCGCCGACUCACCGAGCCGCCAGCCGAGUCCGCGUCUACACCCCCAUCCGACCCGAUUGGUCGUUCGCCCCCUCUGUGGACAAGCACACAGGGACUCUGUAGAGGUUGCUCCUUGUCUCUGCUGUGGCCCAGUCCCCAGGGCAGAGCCUGGCACCCGGGGAGGGGCUCUGCAGACAAGAUCCGGCCGAGCAGGCUCCGGAGGACUCUCCUGGAUCUCCCUCUCAACCCCUGGACUGCGCGUGUUUUUCUGAGCUCGCUGGCGUCCGCGACGACUCCCCACUGAGUGGUGUUCCUGGGGCGGGCCAAACCCUUUGCCCACCUGCUCACCGGCUGGAGGACCCAUGAGCUGUUCCCGCGGCGGUGACCUCAGGUAAAGCUGCUGUGGGAACAUGUGAAGGGGUUUUGUGUAAAGGGACUUUUCAUUUCUCCGACACGAAGGCCCCAGAACCCCUUCUUUACCUUAUUU